Molecule: messenger RNA, 696 nt
Organism: Mya arenaria
Lineage: Eukaryota; Metazoa; Mollusca; Bivalvia; Myida; Myidae
Exons: 2
Coding region: 1-696 (231 amino acids)
Source: RefSeq, a predicted model, not a curated record
AUGUACCAGUAUGAACAGACACCAGUAAGUACCAGCACUUGUAUGUACCAGCAACAGUAUGUUCGUGCACCAGCGUAUACCAGCACCAGCAUGUACCAACACCAUCAACGGCAUUUACCAGUACCAGCACGUACCAUCACCAUUAACAGCAUGUACCAGCACAAGCAUGUAUCAGCACCAGCACCAGUGUGUACCAGCACCAGCAUGUACCAGCACCAGAAGGUACCAUCACCAGCACCAGCAUGUAUCAGCACCAGCAUGUACCAGCACCGGCAUGUACCAGCACCAGCAUGUUCCAGCACCUGCAUGUACCAGCACCAGUAUGAACCAGCCCCAGUAUGUGCCAGCACCAGUAUGUACCAGCACCAGCAUGUACCAGCACCAGCAUGUACUGGCACCAGCACCAGCAUAUACCAGCACCAGCACCAGCAUGUACCAGCCCCACACCAGCAGGUACCAGCACCAGCAUAUACCAGCACCAGCAUGUACCAGCAUGUACCAGCACCAGCACCAGCAUGUACUAGCACCAGCAUGUACCAGCACCAGCAUGUUCCAACACCAGCAUAUACCCAACACCAGCAUGUACCAUCACCAGCAUGUACCAUCACCAGCAUGUACCAGCACCAGCAUGUACCAGCACCAGCAUGUUCCAACACCAGCAUAUACCCAACACCAGCACAAUGCAGUAUAUACUAG